AUGUUCAGACAAGCUGCUAGACAAUUGAUUGCUAACUCUCGUGUUAUCACUGCUAAGAGAGCUAUCUCUUUCGCUGCCAGACAAUCUACUGUCUCUGGUUUGCGUUCUACUGCCUUUGCUUCCAAGCCAUUGGUUGCUACCAGGGGUAUCAAGCAAAUCAACUUUGGUGGUGUUGAAGAAACCGUCUACGAAAGAGCUGACUGGCCAACCGAAAAAUUGUUGCAAUACUUCAAGGACGACACUUUGGCUUUGAUUGGUUACGGUUCUCAAGGUUACGGUCAAGGUUUGAACUUGAGAGACAACGGUUUGAACGUCAUUGUCGGUGUCAGAAAGAAUGGUGCUUCUUGGAAGGCUGCCAUUGAAGACGGUUGGGUCCCAGGUGAAAACUUGUUCGACGUUAACGAAGCCGUCCAAAAGGGUACCAUCGUCAUGAACUUGUUGUCUGACGCUGCUCAAUCCGAAACCUGGUCCUCUUUGAAGCCAUUGUUGACUAAGGGUAAGACUUUGUACUUCUCCCACGGUUUCUCCCCAGUCUUCAAGGACUUGACCCACGUUGAACCACCAACUGAUAUCGAUGUCAUCUUGGUCGCUCCAAAGGGUUCCGGUAGAACUGUCAGAUCUUUGUUCAAGGAAGGUAGAGGUAUUAACUCCUCUUACGCCGUCUGGAACGAUGUCACCGGUAAGGCUCACGAAAAAGCUCAGGCUUUGGCCGUCGCUGUCGGUUCCGGUUACGUCUACCAAACCACUUUCGAAAAGGAAGUCAACUCUGACUUGUACGGUGAAAGAGGUUGUCUAAUGGGUGGUAUUCACGGUAUGUUCUUGGCUCAAUACGAAGUCUUGAGAGAAAACGGUCACUCCCCAUCUGAAGCUUUCAACGAAACUGUCGAAGAAGCUACCCAAUCUCUAUACCCAUUGAUCGGUAAGUACGGUAUGGAUUACAUGUACGAUGCUUGUUCUACUACUGCUAGAAGAGGUGCUUUGGACUGGUACCCAAUCUUCAAGGAUGCUUUGAAGCCAGUCUUCCAAGACUUGUACGAAUCUACCAAGAACGGUUCUGAAACUAAGAGAUCUUUGGAAUUCAACUCUCAACCAGACUACAGAGAAAAGUUGGAAGCUGAACUACAAAUCAUCAGAAACAUGGAAAUCUGGAAGGUUGGUAAGGAAGUCAGAAAGUUGAGACCAGAAAACAACUAG
Molecule: messenger RNA, 1194 nt
Organism: Kluyveromyces lactis
Lineage: Eukaryota; Fungi; Ascomycota; Saccharomycetes; Saccharomycetales; Saccharomycetaceae
Gene: ILV5
Product: ketol-acid reductoisomerase
Exons: 1
Coding region: 1-1194 (397 amino acids)
Biological process (GO): L-valine biosynthetic process
Cellular component (GO): mitochondrion
Molecular function (GO): ketol-acid reductoisomerase activity
Source: RefSeq, a predicted model, not a curated record